AGAUAUAUACAAAGUAUCGCAGUUUGUAUGGGGGAUUCGGUGGUACGUUCAGCUACGUAGGACUCGAGGGCGUUCGCCCUAGAGUCCGUAGGGCGGAUAUAGCCUAUGUACGGUAUAUCCAGCAGGCUGCCGCGACUGUUCCACUUCCACGGCGGCACUCCACUCCCUCCCUCUCAAUUCGGGACGCAUUCGCACAGAGCUCUUCAAGAAAGGAGCCCCCUAUCCCAUCCGUCAUGUACACUCCGCAGCCCAUCCCAACUCCAGAGGUCACCUACCUCCCCAACCCAGAGCACCAAAGCGAAAGCCAUACAUCCACCAUCUACGCGCUGACGUCUACGCCGCGCUACAUCAUCAGCGGCAGCAAAGACCAUUCAAUUCGGAUCUGGUCCAAGCAAACCCAGCAUCUUGCCUUUCCCCCGCUACUUGCUCACGUGGGCGCCGUUGUAGCCAUCGAAGCAUCCGACGCACCCGAGUUGAUUUUUAGUGGCGAUGGCAAAGGAAAUGUCAUGAUCUGGGACCUCACAACAGGCGCGUUGGCUCAGAACAUGGAGAACGCGCACACCGAUACCGUACUCGGCGUCGCGUUCAAGGGAAGAGUUUUAGUGACGGCGUCGAGAGACCAGAGCGUCAAAGUGUGGGAAGGAGGACCAGAUGAUGAUGCAGAGAACGAAUUCAAUGCUUUCCGGCUCCGUCACACGUUACUAGGGCAUCAAGGGGCCGUUCUCUCUGUUUGUGUGACGCAUGAUGGAACGCGAGCGGUUACCAUGUCUGGCGCGGACCGGGCGAUGAGGGUCUGGGAUUUGCGGUCCGGCGAGGUUCUCAAGUCGUUUGAGGGACUUGCGGGGGCGGCGGUGAAGUUGCAACUUAUUGGGGGGGAACGUAAGGUCCUGGCGGCUUGUACUGAUACUGGGAUUAGAGUCUUUGAUCUGGAAUCGGGGGAGGAAGAGGUCUGCGUCUAUGGGCAUGGGAAUGUGGUGCGUGCUGUGCAGAUGGUAGGAAGUCAAGACGAGUCAAAGAUGGUGUCGGCUUCGUAUGAUAGUACUGUCCGAUUGUGGGAAAGGAGCGAUGGAGGGCGUGGAGCGUGGAGCACGGUACGAACUUUUAGCUUUCGAGAGGCAGUGGGGAAUUUUAAGAUGUCUGCUGAUGAUGCGAAGAGGGUUUAUGAUGUGGUUGUUGAUGAAACAGACGGGUGCAUAUAUGCUUGUGGAGAGGCGAGGGAAAUUGUGCAAUGGAAACUCGAGUCGUAA
Molecule: messenger RNA, 1247 nt
Organism: Mytilinidion resinicola
Lineage: Eukaryota; Fungi; Ascomycota; Dothideomycetes; Mytilinidiales; Mytilinidiaceae
Product: WD40 repeat-like protein
Exons: 1
Coding region: 234-1247 (337 amino acids)
Biological process (GO): ribosomal large subunit assembly
Cellular component (GO): nucleolus
Molecular function (GO): protein binding
Source: RefSeq, a predicted model, not a curated record